AUGGCCAAUGACAUCAGAGAUUCCAACCUUCCUGAUUGGAGGGACCGGACUCCCAGAGUCCAGAAGAAGGCCUUGGACAGAACAGAGACUAGGUUGCGUGGGAUGGAACAGAUUUUGGGAAAGAUCACGACCCUGCUCCCCGAGGAUAAGGAGGAGAGCCCCCAACCGAACACCUCAGGGUACCCCCUCCAGGAGGUAGUGGAUGAUGAAGUGUCGGGACCAUCAGCCCCUGGGGUAGAUGCCAGCCCCGGAUGUAGGUCCCUUUGCUGGAAAAGGAAGAGGGAGUGGUCGGACCACUCUCAGGAGGAGCCAGAGAAGGAGCUCGCCCCUGAGCCUGAGAAGACCUGGGUGGUGGAGACGCUGUGUGCUCUCAAGAUGAAGCUGAAGCGACAGCGAGUGUCGCCCGUGCUCCCCGAACAACACGAGGCCUUCAACAGGCUGCUUGAGGAUCCUGUCAUUAAAAGAUUCCUGGCCUGGGACAAAGAUCUGAGGGUGUCGGACAAGUAUCUCCUGGCUAUGGUCAUAGCGUAUUUUAGCCGGGCCGGCCUCUUCUCCUGGCAAUACCAACGCAUUCAUUUCUUCCUGGCUCUCUACCUGGCCAAUGACAUGGAGGAGGACUGCGAGACCCCCAAACAAAACAUCAUCUACUUCCUGUACAGGAAGAACCGCUCUCAGAUACCCUGGUUCCGUAGGCGUCGGAUCCAGUUUUUCCCUACCAUUCGCUGGAGGGCCAGGAAGAAACGUGCUCAGAAAGCCUUGUUCCAUAAGCUUCGGUUCCAGUUCUUCCGUUCCAUGGGCUUCAGGGCCUGGGUUUCCCUGGAGGAGUUGGAGGAGGUGGGUGGGGCGUGGGGAGGUGGAUAUGGGGAGGAAUCGGGUGGGCUGGAGGCUGGACGAGGGGAGAGAGGGGUAUCCUGGCGAUUCCCCAUCUUCUCAAAGGGUGUUUGUUUUUCCAGAUCCAGGCUUAUGACCCAGAGCACUGGGUGUGGGCGCGAGAUCGCGCCACCUUUCCUAGAGCUCCAGGGACCAUGGAGGCCUGAGGUCAUCGGCCUGAGAGAAGGUAUAUCUGCGUCCUCCGGGAACACCGGGCCCGGGGAGAUAAGGAUUUUCAGCAAGAACUCUAUUCCAACGCUAAUGGGAGACACUAGGAAGGAGGAGAGGAGCCAUUUGUGCAGAUCAUCUAGAAGAACCUGGACUGCUCUAAAAGGAGCUGAAGACAGUGAUCACGUUGUCCUCUUAGGACCGGGGGGCUACUUCUAG
Messenger RNA from Rhinopithecus roxellana (golden snub-nosed monkey), 1257 nucleotides. Its product is annotated as speedy protein E3-like. The transcript is spliced from 7 exons. Gene Ontology annotation, molecular function: protein kinase binding. Lineage: Eukaryota; Metazoa; Chordata; Mammalia; Primates; Cercopithecidae. Bases 1 to 1257 code for a protein of 418 amino acids. The record is from RefSeq and is a predicted model, not a curated record. Gene Ontology annotation, biological process: positive regulation of cyclin-dependent protein serine/threonine kinase activity.